UUGGCAUAUAAGGUGAGGCCACCAAGUACCUGUUACUGUCUUCUGAGACUGGAACAGCGUCACGUCUUCACUGAAGAUUUCUCCUGUUUUUUUCCUGUUCUACUUUCUUUCAUUCCUGGAAAUGGCUCCCAAGCGGUAAGUCAAGAUUAAUUUUAUAGUUCACAGUGUAGUUGCUCAAUGUAGUAAGAGUAUACCCAUUUACCCAAGCUGACAUUUAAAGCAUAUUUUCUGAUGGCUCCCAAACUUCUCCCUGAGUAAAGCUUUAAAUUAAGUGAAGAAUGUCUUUUUCUAUUUGCAGCAAACCCAUCAGACACCCUCUGCUGUGUCCUGUGUGCAAGAGACCCCAGAAUUGCCUUUCCGUACAUCUGCGCAAGGUCUGCAUGAAGACCGAUACACGUGAAGCCAUAAAAGCAGUGGUGAAGAAGGAAAAAAGGAACCUCUAUGAGCUUGAGUCUUCUGGCAGGGUGUUCAGCCAAGCGCUCCUUCUGCAAAUUAUGGAUGAUACUGAUCCACUGAGCAGGAUGACUGAGGAGCUGCAGCGUCGGCACAUAGUGGUGACUGGUGUCCCUCCACCACCGCCUAAUGCCAACGUUGUGGGAGCGACCACACAGCAACCCCAGAGUGUGGCCGCUGAGGCAGCUGAGAGCGAGGCUGAGAGCGAGGCCGCUGAGGCAGCUGAGAGCGGGGCUGAGAGCGGGGCUGAGACUGCCUCUGUCAGCAGUAGCGAGACCUUUCAAUGUAACCCAGAUGUGCAGCGGAAGAAGGUUGCCAGGAAGCUCAUGGCAGAGAAGGGCCUUUAUGAGAAGCACUCCAUGGACUAUCCGUUGCUGAAGGACUUUGCCACAUACCUGGAGAAAGACCUCCAAAAUGAAAAUUACAAACAGGAGGUUGACAACGUUGCUCGUUUCCUGUACUACGCGGACCCACAGGCCCCAUCCCUGGAGUUCGUCAGGAACAGGGAAAAGAUCUCGCAGUACCUCCGUGAGCUCUCUGAGGCAAAGCUGACAAAGCAAACUCAGCAGAAUUAUCUCAAGAGCUUGAAAAGAUUCCUGUCGUACCAUACAGUCAACACCAACCUGAGGCACGUGGAUCGGCCUCUCUUUGAGGACUGCAAGCACUUCAUUGAGUUCAUUGGGUCUCUGCAGAAAUGCUGCCCCAAGCAAGUGAGCAAAGAGAUCACCCAAAAGAGCAUGUUGACUGAGCAACAACAGCUGACACCACAUGACUGCUUGGCUGUGCUGAGGGCUGCCAAGAAGGACUUUAUGGCAGUUGUGUCGAAGGUCUUUCUGGACAAAAAUGUAAUCCUGGAGAUGGCUGAGUGCAGCCUUGUGGUGUACUACCUCCAGGCAGUGGUCAUCCUAAAGCACCUCCAGCGACCAGGCGUGGUGACGCACAUGACUGUGCAGGAGUGGGAGGCACGUACGAGAGACAGUUCAGGCAACGUCAUUAUUGGUGUUAAAGGGCACAAGACAGCCGCACAGCAAGUUGCCACUUUUGCCCUGUCACAGGAGGAGGAGCGUUGGUUUGAUAUGUACUACACACGAGUGCGGCCACAACUCCUCAAGUCCCCUAAGAAGCACAAGCGGGACGAGUCAGGUGAUGAUGAGGAACAGGAACAUUUCUUCAUCUCCACCACGGGGAGGCCGAUCUAUAAUUCCUCCAAAGACCUGAAACGGCUGCACUCAAAAUACAAGCUCAAGCCAGUGACCAACCAAGAGGCACGCCGAGUCUUCGAGACGGCCACAAAGACAAUGACUGACGCAGAGAAGUCUCUGGUGGCCGACUACCUCACCCAUUCCACUGCGACGGAGGAGAACCAUUACCGCAUGAAGCAGCCGGAGACCAUAGUGAUGGCCAAUCAACUGCUGGCUAGGCUUGCUGGUGACUCAAGUGUUGAGUCUGCAGAUGAGGGUCCCAGUCAUGCUACCCGUGGCGCUGCUCGCGAUGUUGCCCACAAGCCUGCCUGUGCUACAAAUGUGCAGAUGGAUGUACAAGCAGCAUUUGACCGUCUGCUGGAAACGCACCCGGUGACUCUGGACGGGGACGUGCCAAACAAGACAGAGCGCACGAAGGUGUCACAAGACUUGCAGCGGCAGUUGUACGAGCGUUGGCUGAAGGCACAGAUGAAACUGCGCGUGCAGCAUGUUCUCUCAUACUUCUGCCGACGUCUCCCAACUGAGAACCGGGUCAGCACCUGGAUUUCUAAGCAGGGAUGGAAGAGCAACCUCCCCACCUCUGCCAGAAUCAUCAAGGAGUGGAAGCCCUCAGGAUCAGUGGACAUUCCAGACACAUCCAGAUAAUGACAAGUUCUCAGAAGUGGAGAGGACUACGGGUGACUGAGAUAGAGGGGAAAGGCAAGGGUGUCGUUGCCACUCGCAGAUUUCAGACCGGUGAGGUGGUCUGUGAUUACCAUGGGAGGGUGAUCACAGCCAAAGAGGGCCACGCCAUACACCAGAACACCAGUGAGGAGGAGACUGGAUAUAUGUUUUUCUACACCAAUCAAGAAGGACAGCCCAUGUGCAUCGAUGCACAUUCUGCUUUUUGUGAGUGCCACCCCGAAAUGCAGACUGUUGGAAGGUUCAUCAAUCAUUCGCAGAAAAAAGCCAAUCUCAAGCCCAGGUUUUAUGCAGGGGACGACAAAGAAGUCAUUCUUUUCCUCGCCACCAGGGACAUUGAGGUGAAUGAGGAACUCCUUUUUCACUACGGCGUGGGCAAAAAGUCCUUUCGGGGAGAGGGCUUGGACCUUUCUUGGCUCUCUUAGACUUGGAGUCUCCAGAACACUGAGGUGUACUUCGGCCGAAGUCUACCAACUGAAAAGCGGGUCAGCGCCUGGAUUUCUAAGCAGGGGUGGAAGAGCAACCUCCACCUGGCCUGCAUUUUCAAGGCCUGUUUUCAGGUCCUGACCCAAGGACAUUGUUAGACUGCAAAGCCAUGCUUGUAAAACCAACUUGAAUCGUUGUAUUACUGUAAGAUUAAUCCAUGAGGCCUGGAUGUUUAAAUCCAGUGCUGAUUUGAUUCAGAGCUGGCCAACCCUUUUCCCUCUUUCCUUGCUCCUUCCUCUCCCCCUGCUGUCUCCUCUCUUUCCUUGGUCCUUCCUCUCCCCCUGCCCCCCACUUUCCUUGCCCAAAGUUGCUCCAGUGUGGCUUUUAUUUCACUGUUUUAAUCAUGAACAACUGUUAAUACAUUUUAGCCCCCUCUCUUUAUUUUCUUUUAGUCAUUGGGGUCACCUCCUCUGAAACGGUGAUGUUGGACUCUAGUUGAGUCCAGUCUAGUAUUGGUGCACUUUCUAUAUAUAAGAAAUUCUCUGUACAGAAAACAAUAAAGUGGAAGUGCUUAAACUUUA
Messenger RNA from Chelmon rostratus (copperband butterflyfish), 3343 nucleotides. RefSeq lists its product as uncharacterized. Bases 279 to 2300 code for a protein of 673 amino acids. Gene Ontology annotation, molecular function: DNA binding. The record is from RefSeq and is a predicted model, not a curated record. The transcript has 11 exons. Lineage: Eukaryota; Metazoa; Chordata; Actinopteri; Chaetodontiformes; Chaetodontidae.